Messenger RNA from Leptonychotes weddellii (Weddell seal), 712 nucleotides. The record is from RefSeq and is a predicted model, not a curated record. Lineage: Eukaryota; Metazoa; Chordata; Mammalia; Carnivora; Phocidae.
UCCUGGGAAUGGUAGCCCACAUGAUGUACACGCAAGUAUUCCAGGUCACUGUGAGCCUUGGCCCUGAAGACUGGAGACCCCACUCCUGGGACUACGGGUGGUCCUUCUGGAUCGAGAAGGGGGAUGGGCACGAGGAGGAGGACCUGCGCUUAGAUUGUCGCCACGAGAGAUACGCUGCCCGACACCAUCCGCACAUGGGGGACUCCUGGCCCCGGGGCUCUGCACGGGAGGUGCCAGACAUGACCCGCCAGUGUUGGGUGCUGGGGCACUGGGUGUGACCGAGACCCAGCGUGGCCCCCGGACCUCAGGCCGCCCGCCAGAAGACUGCUCCGGUGCCCCCGGGAAGCUGGCCUGUGUGCUGGGAACUCAGCCAGCCUGCGCGGGAGACACAGGCCUGCCCUCCCCGCUGCCGCCUGGGGCUCAGGGCCCUGGACGUGGAGCCGGGGUGGCCUGCCCGAGUGCACAGGGCUGCGCAUGGCGACUCUGGGACAGCAACCCCUGACUCUUGCCACCGUCCCACGCAGCACCCUGUCCGGUGCAGCUGGGAUGCCACGGAAAGCCGGCCGGGAAGUUCAGGGCGUGUCCGGCGGCGCGGAGCCCUGCACGAGGCAGGGAGCGGGUGGGGCUUCCCGGCGUUGGCACCACGGGGUGGGGGGCACCCAGCAGGCACCAGCAGGGGCACAAUAAACGCUUGUUGAACCUGUUUUCUUGC